AUGUCUUCUAGGGCGUCGGAAAUCGGGUUGCUGAGCAAAAGACUGCUCACCACCUGCACCAUCCGCAGUCCCUCUCUGCAUGCAUCACAAGCGUUCCGACAGCCAUUAUGGGCUCACCCGCGUGCCUUUGCGACCUCUUCAAUCCUCUCGGCUCCUCCUCGCUCCGGUUCACGGUCAAACCUUGAAGGCCUGUUCUCCAAGCCCUCCCCGACGAACUACGCCCAACCGCCGCCUCCGCCGCCGGCCGUAGACGCGGCUGCCCCUUCUCAGGAGAAGUCCGAUAGUCCCUACGCAUACGACGCCACUUCUGACACAUUUGAUAUUUCCAAAAUUAUCGCCAUGGAAUCGGAUGAAUUCCUCAAGAAGCAUUACCCCACUAGCAAGCAAGAGCCCGACCUGCGCACACGUCCACAGACUGGUCGAACCGUACACCUUACCAGCAAGACGGAUUUGGCCAAGGCACUGAAGCUUCUUGACUUCAACUGCAGGAAGAACAAGAUCAAGAGACAAUUCCAACUACAGAAGUUCCAUGAGCGCCCAGGAAAGAAGCGUAAGAGACAGAAGAGCGAGAGAUGGAGGGCUCGUUUCAAGGAAGGGUUCAAGGCAACAGUGGCGAGAGUCAUGGAGCUCAAGAAUCAAGGCUGGUAG
This is a messenger RNA of Colletotrichum tamarilloi, 648 nucleotides long. RefSeq lists its product as uncharacterized. Gene Ontology annotation, biological process: translation; mitochondrial translational initiation. Gene Ontology annotation, molecular function: structural constituent of ribosome. Bases 1 to 648 code for a protein of 215 amino acids. The transcript has a single exon. Lineage: Eukaryota; Fungi; Ascomycota; Sordariomycetes; Glomerellales; Glomerellaceae. Gene Ontology annotation, cellular component: mitochondrial small ribosomal subunit; ribosome. The record is from RefSeq and is a predicted model, not a curated record.